AUGGCAACCACAAACACGCUUGCUCUCCCCACGAUCUCGUCGCUUCGCCACUUAGAACCGCGUCCAGGCGGUCAAUGGGCAGUUACUGGACAAUCUGCAGAUUCAUAUUCACUGGCAUAUAUCAUGAACGGCGGUGCUGACGCAAUUUGCUUUACCAUGCAAGCCUGUGCCACCGAGGAAGACGUCAGAGUACACUGUGGAUCGUUGAUCUACAGUUACUCAGAAGACAAUAUCACAAAUGGUGGGGUUACUUCGGCUAGCGAGCAUGCUGCUUCAGGGGGUAUGCACCUUGCCCUCCGCGCAAAGCAAGAUGAUUCCAACGUCACGGGUCUGGAUACUCUUGCGUUGGAUCCUCUGAUGAUCAAUCCCAUCCCUGAAUCUCAGAAUGCUCCCCACGAUUCUGAACAGCUGUCACAAUUUGGAGUCUCCCAGACUGAAGCUCAAAACAAUAUGUUCGAUCUUAGUAACGGGUCGGCAAAUAAUCAAAACCAGCACCAAAUGAUGAGUGCUAUGAACGGAAAUAUGAAUUGGUCGACUUCUGAAGCGAUACUGGCGAUGACGCAACAUCCAGAAGCUCAAGGCACAAUCAUAUCGGGACCCGAACAUUCUAACAUUCUGUCCGACAUGUGGGGUGAGAACUUUGGGAGACCCGAGUCUUUGGUGGAUGGUACUACACAAUCUGGAUGGUCGCUGCAGUUCGCAACUUCUUGA
Molecule: messenger RNA, 711 nt
Organism: Pochonia chlamydosporia 170
Lineage: Eukaryota; Fungi; Ascomycota; Sordariomycetes; Hypocreales; Clavicipitaceae
Exons: 2
Coding region: 1-711 (236 amino acids)
Source: RefSeq, a predicted model, not a curated record